UCAGAAGCAAGCAGUUGCACUGACGGUGACCGUUCGUUGUUACAGGAAGACAAUAAGAAGGAUGGAAUUGUAAAGUAAUGACGCUCUAAGAUGUGUUUUAAUAUUAAACGUCAGUUUUUGUACCGUUAUUAAACGAUUCAGUAACAGUCUCCUUAUAACUAUUGCAGUAAGUGUUCUGGGUAGCAGCUUUUCUGUUUUGGAAUUCUAGUAAGUUGUCGGCAGGAAUGGUGGUGCGUGUGAUAUGUUGAAGGUGCGGUCGAAUUAGAGUGAGCUGUACCAAUUUAAAACAUACAUUGCGUUUAGUGAUUGUGUGUGUGUGUGAUCUGACUGACACCACAUGUUUAAAUUGUGAUUCACAUAAGGGGAAGGGCUACCGCGUUUCCUGUUUGUUUCUUACUCUCAUUUCAAGUCCGUGGUCAACAGUGGUAGGAUUCAUCGUCUCUCGUCUUAGGCGUCAGACAUCUAAGGAAUUAUUCGAACGGCGGUGUAAAAUAACCUUUUUGCAGUUUAUUAUCUUUCAGAAUUGAUCUUUAUUGCGUUGUGUAUAUAGUUUCAACGGGCACAGAGGAGGUGUGUUGAGCAGUGAGACAGUAUAUGGUGCAUAAUUUUGUGUUUAAAUAUCCGGCCGUUGCUGUGUAAGGAAAUGGGUGGAUAGUGGACAGGAACACUUCGACAGGAUGCUUGUGGCAUGUUGUUUUUUCAUCGAGAGAUAAGAAGCAAGAUUUUAACAGAAUGCAAGACUCGCACCAUCGGUUGACGCUUAGUAGCGUUGCGUUCAGGGAACACCUGCAAGAACGUAACUGCAUGUGGCUUCCUGUAUCUCUGCCCAUCCCUAGCGAACCUGUCCCUACUGAUGUUGCCUUGUGGUUAUUUGAACUGCGACAUUUCAGUGAUUGUAAUGAUGUUUCGUGUAAUGUGAAGGUGAAUGUUGAUUGUGACGGCGAAGCAGAUUACAGCAAGCACGAGUUACACGGAGAGGAAUUUCAGCAUUUCGGUCUCAAGAAAAGUGACGAAGAAGUAAUUCAGAACUGUGACGUGGCACUGGAUUAUCACAAUACUGCAGAAGUUUAUGUUCCAAAGGAAGACAUUCCAAACUUACUGACUCAGAAAGAAGAACAUUGUGUUAAGAUUCAUAGCAAGGAGGAGGAAAUCCAGAACUAUUCAGAUGGGCAGGAACGUCAUGGAGAUUUUGUCCCAGAGUUGCUAAUUCAGAAGGAUGAAGGAACCUGGAAAUGCAAUAAUGAAUUCACAGAAAAUUCCAACUCAAAAGAAGAAAUUACAGGGUUGCUGAUUUCGAAGGAGGAAGUUUGUAUUGAGAAUUACAAGAAGGUUGAAGAAGAAGCCUUGAUUUGCUGUUGUGAAUGCCCUAAUAAUUUUACCCCAAGAGAAGAUAAUCCAAGGUUGCAUCAGAAGGAAGAAAGUAAUGUUCAUAGUCACAAAUGUGAUUGUGAUGAUGUAUUAGGUUCAAAGAUUUACAGUUGUGUAGCACAAGGAAAUGGAUUAGUGGUCACAGAUGAAAGCAGCACACAAGGAGAUAUUCAGGCAAUAAAUCAGUAUCAAGUAGGUGAAUUGCCCAUCCGUAAUCAGGCACUCGCAUGUGACAGCAUCCUGUGGGAGAAAAAUCCACUCUAUUGUAGAGUGGGAGUAGGAAGGAAUGAGAGGGGAUUUAGGAAAUUGUGUCACAGCACAUUGGACCAGUUGGAUGACAGUAUACAUGUAGGUCCUGGAGAAGAAUUUGGAUUGAGUUCCUCCCAGAUAGACGAACCUGUUUUUGCAGAUGUAACUCAAGAGCAUGGAGUGGCCUGUAUGUUAAAAACUGGUUGUUCUGUGUGUGGACAAGACAAAUUCAUUGACAGUUUUUCUUUGAGGGUUAACUGUGAGUGUGAUUCAUUCAAAGAAGAAGCAUGUAUGGAAACAUGUCAGUGUGGUUUAGAUCUCGAUGCAGACAGACAUCUGAUAGACAGCUGUGUUAACCAAACAAAUUCUAGUCUUGCAAGCACAACAGAGUGUGAGAUUUAUGAACAGAAUAUAGUACAGAAUCUUGAACAUCAUCGAACUGUGCCGUCUGAUAUUCAUGACAAGCUUGUUUCAAGCAUCAGUAGCAGUGUGACUGUCUGUGAUAAAGAAGUAGACUGCAAUCCCACACUGCAGCUUCAGAAUUCCAUAUCACAAUAUUUUAGAGCUGGUGAUUCAGUGACAUUGCCGUAUAGUGAAAAAUGUGACGAAGUGUUGCAUCACUUGGAACUCAUCGUUCAGAACCUGGAGGUUGCAGCUGGUGAUGUAGCAGUUGAUCAUGAAAUGGUGUCUGAUGUUGACUUCCAGAAACUGUGUCAAGAAGCACAAAAUCUGGCAGAAGAGACCAGUCAGAAGUGUUCAGCCCAGGUAAACACAAAAGUAAAGAAGGCUCGGAGCAUUACAUUGAGUUCUGAUCUGUCAGAUGAUGUGUUCAUCAGUUGCCCCUCUUCUGAGGAACAUAAUGUGAUGCAUCCAUUACCCCAAGAAGUACAUAGGCAUAAUAGUUUGGACAUUAAUUCUAUAUUUGAUGAUGGCACUAAACCUCCUGUGCCUCCUGCUCGGACAAAAAGAAGGAAGGAAAAAUCCAAAACAUUUCAUGUUAACGAAGGCAUAAUUAUCAACGAAACUAAAGAUUCUGCUACUGCACUGCACUGUGAUACCAGUGAUAAGAGUGCAAGCGAGUUAAAUGUAACAAAGCUGUCGGUUAGGGAUGCUGGUUGUGAGAACAGUUUGCUGGACUGUCAAGAGCUCUUAAUAAUGAAGCGAGUUACAGAAAGAACCAAGGAGAAGAGAAGUGUCAAAGUGACUUCUCAUUCUGAAGACAGAAAUUUGUGCCAUCAGGAGUAUCAAACACAUCAAUGUGUUUCUGAUUGUGACUCCUUGAAUGUGACUGCUGUGUCAGACGAUCGUUCGAAUCCAUCAGUCAGUGGCAAAGGUUCAGAAUCUCUUUUACCUGCUGACAGUGUGAUUGGAAAACUUGGUGGUGAUUGUAGGGGAUUUCUCAACAUUGUUUUAACACAGACUCGACCCAUUUCCUCAGUAGAAUUUCCUCCUUCACAAGAAGAAGUACAGAUUGUUUCAUCGUCUUGUGAUGCCAGAAUGCAGAGUGACGUAGAGACUGUGGAAGCUUCUUGUGAUGAAAGUGGUAUUCUGUUGCAAAACCGAAAAGGUAGCACAUCAAGUGACAUUACAGCAUGGAAGCAGGAACUCCAGCAUUCUGGCCUCUGUUACCUGGAUGAUGAGUGGGAUGCAGAGUGUAUGUUGCAGCCAGAAAAGUGGUUUUCAUCGAAUGAUGCAGAAGGAAAGGUGUACUUUUUUGAAGAAAACAGUAAUCAGUCUUCAUGGACUUUACCAGACUUUGGCAAUGCUGGAUCUGAUAAUCCUGCACAUUCAGCCAGUCGAAACCCAAGUGAAUUGGAAAGACAGACAAAGAAAGAUGAACAUUGCCAUGAUACAGACGUUCAUCUGCGUUCAGGACAGCAGGUCUGUCAGCCUGAAAUUAGGGCCCAGCAACGUAUGACCAAAGCUCAUUCCAUGGUCUUGGCAAAUUCCAGCAGAAAGAAGCAGACUUCCAGCAAAUCAUCAUCAUUCCCAAGGAACUGGCCACAGUUAUGGGAUGGUAACAUGUGUGUGCUUAAGGAGGGAACAUUAAAUCGCACAAAAAUAACUGAGAAUGGCAAAAAGUUGCGCAAGAACUGGGCACCGGCACAUGUUGUUCUCACAGAACUCUUUCUGCUUUUCUUUAAAGAUGCUAAAACAUUUGAAGCAAUGAAAAAUUCAAACGAAGAAAAUGCUUCUGGAGCAGCACAGCCUGAGUUCUCUAUAGAUCUGAAUGGUGCAUUACUGGAGCACGGAGAAAAGGUAUCAAGUCGACGCAAUGUGUUCCUUCUGACAACGGUACUUGGUCUACAAGUGCUGUUGCAGUGUGAGAAUGCUCAACAGGAAGAAGAAUGGUACAAGGCCAUCUUUAAAGCCAUCAAAGAUCUGCCCUAUGCAUAUGAUGUGAGUCCAAGGAAUAAAGCAUCAAAACUGAAUCCUGUACACAUUAGUUCAGGAUCGCCUGAGGAAAUAAAAAAAUCAUCUGUCAUUGGACGUUCAAGAUCAAUGAAAAUGAAAUUAACUUCAAAAGAUGAGAGCCAAGAAGACUUAACUGCAGGUUCUGAGGAGAAUCAAACCAAGAUCCGCAAUCGACUCAAAAAGUUCUUCCAUCGUAGGCCAACUAAAGAGAGUCUUGUCAAGAAAGGCAUUUAUAAAGAUGAACCUGUCUUUGGGCGUAAUCUGCAAGAUGUGUGUAAAGGAGAGUCUCCUAGAGUGCCUGUCUUUGUCCGCCGCUGUAUUGCUGCCAUUGAGUGCAAGGAAGAGAACAUGAAGACCGAUGGGCUGUAUCGUGCUUCUGGCAAUCUGUCCCAGGUUCAGAAGAUCAGACUGCAGGUAGAUCAGAACAACUUAGAUGUCUUGGAUCAAGAAGAAGAUGUGCACGUGCUUACAGGCGCUCUUAAGCUCUUUUUCCGAGAGUUGAAGAAACCUCUCAUUCCAUUUGAGCAUUUUAGUAAGGCACUGAGGGCAAGCACGAAUCCCAGCAAGAAGGAGAAACUACAACAUUUCAAGGAGAUUGUGAAGGCACUCCCUCUUCAAAAUCGAGAUACCCUUGAGUUCUUGUUUAGGCAUUUGCUAAGGGUGACCGCAUAUAAAGAAUUUAAUCGCAUGCACAUUCCAAACCUCGCCAUUGUCUUUGGCCCGACGCUUAUGUGGCCUGAAGCAGAGUCCCUCAACAUGGCCCUGGACCUAAUGCAGCAGAAUCUUGUAAUUGAGUACCUCCUUCAGGAAUUUGACAGCCUCUUCCACUGACGUAUGUUACGCAUAAAAAUGCUUCUGACAGUAUUUCCCUUUGUUGGACUUCUUGUGAAUUGUAAAUUCUUAUUGGACAGUAUUUGUCACUGCAGUUUAUGUAAAGUAAGCACUGAAACCUUAACUUUACAUUUGCAGUUAAGUGUGAAGAUAUUAAUUGUGAUUCUCAGCUUUACUUGUAAGAUUUUAAUACAUGAAAAGGACUCUAAAGACACUACGCUUAUAACUUCAAUGAGUUCGUGAGUGAGUUAUAUAAAAUACAGUGAAAUCUCUUUUUAAUGUUUCUUGAUUUAAGGUUUUCUGUGAUUUAAUCUAAAUCUGUCCCCAGUUAUCUUACUUUUAAAUUUGGUCACGUUA
Zootermopsis nevadensis is the source of this 5220-nucleotide messenger RNA. RefSeq lists its product as uncharacterized. Lineage: Eukaryota; Metazoa; Arthropoda; Insecta; Blattodea; Termopsidae. Gene Ontology annotation, cellular component: cytoplasm. Gene Ontology annotation, biological process: signal transduction; regulation of GTPase activity. The record is from RefSeq and is a predicted model, not a curated record. Gene Ontology annotation, molecular function: protein binding.